UUCCAAUGUCAUGCGUUUCAAAUGGCUUUUAACAACCAGCCCAACUCAUGGCCACAACAUGCGGCUCAUUUCAAUUAGAUCUUUUAUUAACAACAGGAGAUGAGGCAAAGACUAUGAAGCUUAUUUGGAUCUUGUUGAGUUGUGCUCUACUGGUGGAAAUGGUAGAAUCGGCACCACCAAAGGCUCCUUCCAAAAGAAUUGUUAAGCCAGCACGGGACUCUGUAGUCUCUCUAGGCUCCUAUGAGGCAGAUGCUCCUCUUCAUGAGGAUAGAUACAUUAUUGGAUUUGAAAGGAAAUAUUUUUGCCAAGCUUAUACUCACUUCGUCUGUCUGUGUGGUUCAAAUCUGUAACAAAUUAUUCUUUAUAUUGAGACAAAGAAAGUGAGAAGGAGAGACAGACAGGCAGAAAGACGGAUUAAUAGAGAGCAAAAUAUCAAUAAUCCAAAACUUUUAUUUAAAACUUAAUGACGCGAAGUUGUAGUUGCCCAUUUGUCAUUGUGGCCAACUAUUGACGAGGAUGCCUUGUGGCUAGCACAGAGACCUACGGUUGGUUAAACAAAAAUUCUUUGAAUAAAAAUUUAAGAAAGUCACUAGAUAAUCUUAUCUUAUAUAAUACAGACGUUACUUCAAAAAAGAAGAUGAUUACGUCCUACGCGUCAUGCAUUUAAUCAUGUAUAUUAACCAAUGACUUAAAUUCUGCCAAGUCACUGGUUUUCCUGGCUGGCUUAGGCAACCCAUUCCAUGCUCUAAUAGCACUAGGGAAGAAGGAGUAUUUG
Messenger RNA from Biomphalaria glabrata, 775 nucleotides. RefSeq lists its product as uncharacterized. The coding region runs from base 48 to 350 and encodes 100 amino acids. The transcript is spliced from 4 exons. Lineage: Eukaryota; Metazoa; Mollusca; Gastropoda; Planorbidae. The record is from RefSeq and is a predicted model, not a curated record.